CACCGUGUGGUCACGUCUCUCUAAUGAUUUCUAACUAGGAAUAGAAAACGAUUUUGUAUUUUAAAGUAAUUCAUUAAAUUGAAUCAUAUAGGAUUGAAAUUAAACCCAUAACGAGAAAACGCCCAGGUGAUAAACUUUACGACAUCAAUAUACAUCACAGUAUGAACUUGCAGAGUGUCGCUGACUUUCGUAACUGAAUCAACUGCAUUUGAAAGCCCUUGAAGUGAAUUAUGCAAUUUAUUCGCUGAUUUGUUUUUCCUCUGGUAAACAAGAUAAGUGUUGAGACUUAUCAACUCAAAAGAUCAAUGUUUCAAGUCGAUUUUUUUUAUUAUCUUUCCAUCCCCUGUGAUGUAAACAAAUAUAAAAAACAAAAACUUUGCUGAAACCGCUCGAGCUGCACGAUGAAAAGCUACGCAAGAUUCCUGUUGAACUUAUGAUGAGGAAGUGAUUUUUGAACCUUUGACUCUUUCUGAUCAAGGAGCCGGUCAUGGGCAGUGGCGAUAUUAUUAAUGUCACCCUGAAGGGAGGGGCGCCUUGGGGAUUUCGUCUGUUUGGAGGAGAAAGUUUUCCUAUUGAAGUUGCCAAGAUACGAAAGAAGAGUAAAGCACACGAUGGAGGACUACAGGAAGGGGAUGUCUUACUCCGUCUGAAUGGUGUCCCUGUCAAGGGGAAGACCCACGAAGCAGUCAUGCAACUGGUGGACAAUGCUGGAGAAAAACUCCAAAUUGAACUCCAAAGACCUUACGGAAAGAAGACUGUAAAAGACCCACAACGGCCUACGAAUCUACUACAACCGUCCGACACAAACGUAGUAUCGUCAGCGUCCUCGAAUUACGUCAUCCCCGAGGGUGACAAAACUCGAAAGAUAAUUACUCACCAAUAUCGGGAGAACGAGCCAGGCGGACUCAAGUCCAAUACAUACAUCAAACAGGAAUUUGUGAGCUCCCAGCCCUACCAGACGGUUAACCAAGCCCAGUCACAACAGAUGCCACAACAGGUGUAUGUUGACAUCCAGGAUCCGUACAGAUCCCUGAAGGAAAACCUGUCACCAUUACCAACUGAUUUUCAGCCAAAGUCGGCGUCUAGUCCAGUUCCUCACUUCCGGGUAAGAAACGUGAAGGAUGUACUGAGCCAUCCUCCAACUGGAAAGGUAUAUCCGGUUCAGUCGCCAGCAUCGGAACCGCAACCGCUGCAAGAAAACGACGCGAAUAUACCCAUGUUCCGGGUUUCAAAGUUUCAGCCUCGCAUGUCUGAGCAUGAACCACAUGUUCAAUUUGUACCUGAACCAGUCGUGUACCUAGAGCCAGAACCAAUUCCGCAGCAAGAAGAGUACCAGCCGUACGAAGCUGAUGUAGCUGAAGGCCCGCCUCCAUCUGCACCCAUCCAUAGCGCUCGAAAUGUUCAAAAUGAACCAAUGAUGUUUCCCGUACCGAGACCGACUUUUGACGCUGUUAAGGAGUUGGUCAAUUAUAGACGAAAAGAUGAGAAUGGGGAUGAAGUCGACCACGAAUAUUACGAUGUUCACGGUCACAAACAUCUUCCCAUCUUUGCGCCACCUGUUGAAAUUGAACCAGAACCGGAAACAGAGGACAAAAACAUCAUGGACAGCGGAUAUGACGAAAGUAUGAUGACCCCAGGGAGUGGUAGUCGACCUCCAAAUCUACCUGACCUUGACCUGACCCGGACCUACAGUUUAGAGAGCGAUAUUCCCGGAACUCCGGACACUGGAUCCACAGCAACACGAAGAAAGAAAAUCUUCUCCGAUUCUGCCUUUUACGAUGACCCUUCCACGAAUUUCCCAACAAUCCAGGAGCAAGUGGGCCUUUGCAAAAAGAUAGCCAAGUCGCUAACUUCGGCAGCCAAUCGACGCGCUCGCGGUGCCAAAAUGUUUGCGAAGCGCAAACGCAAAUCGAGCAAGUGGAUCCACGAUGGGGAGAGGUACCACGGGUCAUCGUCGGCGGGGGAUGUAGCUGAUCUGCGUGACCUUGAUAGCGAACUAAGUGAAUCGGAAGGAGGAAAUAAGCCCCUAUUUCAGUUUCGAAUACCCAAUCUUGCUAAUCGGGUUAAUUAUCACGACGAUCACAAAAUGAGUUUGUCAAGGGACGAGUUCGAGAGGCUCCGAUUGAGCUCGAACAAAGUUGAUCACACGUCUGUUUCGCCAUCUCAGUGUCAAAGUCUGGUGGCCGAUUUGCAGUCUCCUAGAAACAGAGGAGCUAAGUUGUUUCAGAAAAGAGCCGCUCGGUCCGAGAGAUGGGUUAUCGACGAAAACAACGCCCAAAAGCCAGCGCCGCAACCCCGCCUAAACGAAAUAGUGAGUGUUGGAUCCCCUUCCAAGCCGGGUUUAUCCCCUUGGGAGGCUGCUAUGGAAAAUCCCUUGGGAUACGUUGACAAAGCUUUCGACCACUUGGACAGUCGACCGAAACCUCGGCCAAUGUCCGUGCCGCAGUAUCAGCCACCACAAUACAAACCAGUGGUCCAAGCCCCCGUGGUCCAACCCGUAUCAGUACCCUUCCAACAAACUCAAACUUACAAAAAGCAGACGAACAUUUCUCUUAGAACUGACGAAAAACCAAAAGUGAUCACAGGUCCUAACUACAACAGACUAGCCAAGGGAUGGAGGCUUGGAGGAGACCAGAGAGAUGGGUCUACUAGACGAGCGCAACAGCAACAGUGGGUGCAACAUCAGCAAGAGCAGCAACAAUGGUCAUCGCAGCAACCACAAUUUGUAAGACAGGAACCUCCCCCACCCCCACCACCUCAGAAACCAGUCAAACAACAAGAAAAUUAUAACCGAAAAAUCAAAGCAUGGUCCUCGGGACCUGGUAGUAAUACUAAAACAGUUCAAGAGAGUUCGUCUGUAACUAGUCCAGUAUAUGGCGGGCAGGGACAGCCCCAAGGAUAUAGGACGACCGAUUCUUACAACUAUGAAAUGACCUCUGUUACAGACUUCUAGCCAUUUUGUUGUAUGAUUUUUAGAAUAUAUGGAGUGUGGUUUAUUUACACGAGAGAUUUUUUUUUUUUUUUUUUUUGGGUAAUAUUUUUUAUGGAAAAGGCUCAAUUCUGAUUUUGAGUGUACCUGUAAACGACGGUUUACAUAAAGGAUAUGAUGCAACAAAAGCGCCAAGUAGUGCAUUUUCGUUCCGAUGCUCAUUGCGUGGUUAUGUAUAGUCGCCUAUGUAUCAUUUAUUCUUCACUGUAUUACCAUGGUUACUUAGAAGCAUUCCCGAGAUUGUUUUUAUUUUCGUGUGGCUAUCUAUUCCUUUGAGUUCCGAUCUCUAUGUAAAUCACUUGUGCAGAACUCUUGCAACUUGCCAAAGAGAACAAUGUAAGAAUGCGUUUGAUUGGAUGGUACGGUAAUACAGAUGGAGCUUCGACGACCGAGGGAAAAAAAAGAGUUUAGUAUAAGAUCCGUUUGCGACGGUGUUUAUGUAGGUGUCUGUUUGGUUACAAUUAUUUCUUCGUGAUACAAGAUUAACAAUGAUCCUGAGACCAUCCAGAGGAUAUUGGCAACUAAAUAAGGACACACGUCUCGUAUUUCAUAAGCAAGGUGCAACAUGACAAGGCAUUCUGAUGUUUAUUGCCUUGAAGACAAAACUCUUUUGGCUUAAUGUCAAAACAAAUUAUAUACUGGAGAUAACUACCGAAAUCCCAAUAUUGAGACGACAGUAGCAAUGUUUGCCCGUUCUUCCACCUAUCCUUAACUGAGUUCACAACUUUACCAUCAUCAACUUUCGUUUAUUAUGACCGAUGACCCCGGAGGAACGGGUAAAACAUUCGAUGAAACUUAAGUUUCUAUUGAGAUUUUUGGAAAUUUUCUUCUUUAAUAUGGAAUGUUUUGAAGCAAGUCCAUUUACAUUGACAUUUAGUUUUGGUAACUUAAAGUAGGAAUGUUUAUGUUGAACUGUAGAUCUAACGCCAUUUUGUUACAUUGCAAACGAGGAACAGAUGACGAUGGGUUUUGUGCAAUAAUUUGUGAAUGAGGGUUCACUGAAUUUGUUUUGUUGUUUUUUCCUUGAACUAUUAUCAUGAUGUUGAGUAUUUAUCUGGAUAUCUUAAUUUUAUUUCUUUUGUAAAAAUGAAUUUUACCUUACUCAAAGUAAAUGAAAGUUUGAUUUG
Molecule: messenger RNA, 4116 nt
Organism: Ostrea edulis (European flat oyster)
Lineage: Eukaryota; Metazoa; Mollusca; Bivalvia; Ostreida; Ostreidae
Exons: 6
Coding region: 488-2953 (821 amino acids)
Biological process (GO): positive regulation of actin filament bundle assembly
Cellular component (GO): actin cytoskeleton; Z disc; nucleus
Molecular function (GO): actin binding
Source: RefSeq, a predicted model, not a curated record